Glossina fuscipes is the source of this 2495-nucleotide messenger RNA. RefSeq names its product lysosome membrane protein 2 (gene dsb). The record is from RefSeq and is a predicted model, not a curated record. Gene Ontology annotation, molecular function: scavenger receptor activity. Gene Ontology annotation, cellular component: cytoplasm; membrane. The coding region runs from base 171 to 2021 and encodes 616 amino acids. NCBI's taxonomy places the organism in Eukaryota, Metazoa, Arthropoda, Insecta, Diptera, Glossinidae. The transcript is spliced from 9 exons.
UUUAUUUUGAAACACAAUUUCGAAGAAAAAAGAUUAUUUUGUUGUUUAUAUGUUAUGUAUUUUGCAAAUAAUUUGUGUCGCUAAUUGGAUAAGAAGUUAAAAUCGAAAAAAAAUAAAAAAAAAAUAAAAAAUCCUGAAAAUUUUGUGAAUCAAGUAAAAGUAUCCAUAAAAUGGGCUUACAAAAGCAAUACCUAAGAUAUGGACGUACGGCUCGGGAUCGUUUAUUAGGCUGGUUGGGUAUAUCAACUAGGACAGAAAAUCGCGUCGAUAAUUUAACACAAGUGAAUACAUCGACCCCAAUUAUCGUGGCAGGCCGCGAGAGUUUAAAUGCUAGCCUUAAUACUACUCCUACAACUACCACAAAUAAUGCAAACCAGCCUCGUCGCUCUAAUCAAACGUCUCACAGAAAUCGAACAACGCCAUUGUCUAUGUUAAUUUCACAAGGAGCUAAAUUAAGUAACAAUAGACUAGCUGUGAUAAUUAUUGGUAUAGUUACAGUAAUUUUAGGCAUACUUUUAACCACAAUACCAUGGCUAGAUUAUUUUAUAUUACAGAAUUUAAGGCUGUGGAAUAAUACUUUAAGUUAUCAUUAUUGGCAAAGGCCGGGUGUGAUACGUUUAACCAAGGUUUAUAUAUUUAAUGUAACAAAUCCCGACGGUUUUCUAAAUGGUGAAAAACCCAGACUACAGGAAGUGGGACCGUUUGUGUACAGAGAAGAUAUGCAAAAAGUGAAUGUUAAAUUUCAUGAUAACUUUACGGUAUCAUAUCAGCAUAAGAAAAUACUUGAAUUUGUUCCUGAGCUGAGUAUCGAUAAGAAUACUCCGAUAGUGACACCAAAUAUACCUCUAUUGACUCUUACCAGUUUAAGUCCAAAAUUGGGUUAUGUUCUAUCAAAAACGAUAUCAGUUAUUUUGACAGCAGCAAAAUUUAAACCUUUUAUUAAUGUAACUGCUGAUCAAUUAGUUUUCGGUUACGAUGAUCCUUUAGUAGCUUUAGCUCAUCGUUUCUAUCCAAAACAUAUACGACCCAUGGAACGAAUGGGUCUAUUAUUAGCACGUAAUGGCACACUAACGGAAGUUUCUACCAUCAAAACUGGUCACAAUGGAAUGAAUGAAUUUGGUUAUAUAGAGCGUUUGAACGGUUUAGAUUAUUUACCGCACUGGAAACAGAGGCCAUGUACUAGCAUCACUGGAUCGGAGGGUUCGUUUUUUCCACCCCGCGAUAUAACCAAAUCGGAUAUAGUUUAUAUUUAUGAUAAGGAUUUAUGCAGAGUAAUACCUUUAAAAUAUUCGCAUGGCAUAAAAAAGGACGGCAUCCAUGCGGAUCUUUAUUAUUUACCAGAAGAUUCUUACGGUGAUUCGCAGCAUAAUUUGGAAAAUCGUUGUUUUGACGCACGUGAUUACAAACCAAUAAAAGGCUUACAAAAUAUUUCACCUUGCCAGUAUGGCGCGCCGGUGUAUCUAUCUAAUCCGCAUUUUUAUCAAGCCGAUACUCAAUUAUUAGAAACGGUUGAGGGCUUAAAACCACGCAAAGAACGUCAUCAAACCUAUUUUAAAAUACAACCGAAAUUAGGUGUACCACUGGAAGGCCAAGUACGUAUACAACUUAAUUUAAGAGUUACGCAAGCGAAGGAUGUCUUUGCGGUACGAAAUUUUCGCACCUUCAAUUUUCCGAUAAUGUGGUUGGAAGAAGGCGUUUCCGAAUUAACGCCCGUUAUAAGACGUUGGAUUUACUUAGCCACCGUUUUUGCUCCCACCAUAAUACCCAUAACAUCGUAUCUUAUGAUUUUAGGAGGGGCUUUCGCUAUAAUGUAUACUUUUGUGAGAGUCUAUCAAAACUAUGUCUUUGCUCGCGAUCCAACUCUCGAAAUAUUAGAAAUGGGACGACGUUCUUUGCGACGUGGCAGCGGUUUUAUAGCUCAACAGCAACAUAAGUUAAUGCAUCGUGACAGUUACAUUUUACUUAAAACGGGAUCAAAUGUACUGAUUAAUGACGAUGCUGACCAAGAUGAUAGCUCAUAGUAUUUUUUUAAAUAUGUUAAUAACAAAGUUCAACAAAUUUUAAUUAUAGUUAAUAAUGUGGUUAAGUUAUUUAUAUGGAUUAGAAUAACAACAACAUAUUGUGAUCUUUUCAUAUACUUUAUAUUAAGGUUUUAAUUCGUCUUAAGUUUAGUAAUAACGCAAAGAAAGCCAAGAAUUUACUUAAGUUUAUAUUUCUAACUCCACCAUCAUCGGAAGGAAUUUUAAUUCUCAUCAAUUAUUAAUAAUGCAUCAUUUACUCAUACUAAAGCAUAUAUGUAUAUGUAUGUAUAUACAACGAUUUAGAUCUUUACCAAAAUCCUUUAGAUCGGUUAUCAUAAACACGGCCCAUCAUUAAAUACCCUCUAUCAUACCCUACAGCUAGCAAUAUAAUGUAACGAUUUUUCGCAAUAAGGCGUUAUAUACGGGAAGUGAUCGAAAAAAAGUGUUCCGAUCGAAAUCAUUUUCAAUAGCGUU